Molecule: messenger RNA, 2560 nt
Organism: Didymodactylos carnosus
Lineage: Eukaryota; Metazoa; Rotifera; Eurotatoria; Philodinida; Philodinidae
Source: the annotation of a GenBank genome assembly
GCGAUUCUCGUGUAUUCUCAAUGAGAAUACACCAAGCCCAGAAAACCCAGCAAACCCAGCAAGCCCAGAGAAUACACUGCGUACUGAUAUUCUGACAGCCCUCCACAGAAGCGAUUUAAUCGUUCUAUUUCAAUGGAAAAAAGAUUGUGCGUAGAAAAAACAACCAAAUGUAUUUCUUAUUAGGGGCGGCGGAAUGAAUUUUGGGUUGGGAGUGCUCAUACCAUUGUAUGGAAUUUUUCGAGACGCUCAAAUGAUUUUUUGGUGAGAUUCUGCUGAAAAAAGACGGUUUUUCUGCUAAAUUUUCAAAAGUUGGGAGUGCUCGAGCACACUCAGCACCCGAUAUUUCGGCGCCCAUGAUUCUUAUGGUUAUUAUAUCAGUAUUAUAAAUCCUUUCAUAAGCACAGUCAUUGUCACAGAUAUAUCAUUAUAUAUCUUCAGGUUGCUGUUAGUGAUCUCCCAUUGUCUUUUACUUUUCUUUUGGACAAGAAUUAAUGAUUCCUCUGAAUAAUAUAACAAAUAUGAAUAUCUAACUAUAGUUCACAUAACAAUAUUUUUAUUUCUAAUUCAUUAUUCUGUGUAUUUAGACUGAGUUCACUCUAUCGAUGCGACAGAGUUUUUCAAAUUUUUGCUCUCAUUAAUAAGAAACUUUUUUUCAUAUAGGCAUCUAUCUUUCUUGUUUACUCUACACGGAUAGUCAAUAGUUAGUAUAAACUUUUUAUUUGUUUGAAAGAAGAAAAAGAAUAAUAUACUGAACAAAAUCACAGUCAAUGAUUGCAUUAUAUCGCUCAACAUACCAUCUUUGUAAAAGAGACAGACAAAGGAAAAACAAACAAAGAAAGAAGAAAGAAAGAACAAUAGCUACUGUUUGAGUCAGCAUGGAAAGCAAAAGUAAAAAAUAUUUGAUAUUAAAAUCAUUUAUAUAAAUUUAAAUUCAAGUUAAAUAAUAGAAUCAAAAACUCUGAAGCAGCGAGGGACUGAAAUUCUCAAAACACUAACAUUAAAAUUCUUAUUUUUAACACUGCAUGCAAUGUCAACCUAGAACAAAGGCAAAAACUUUACCAUGUAUACAAAUUUUCUAUUCUCUGUCGAAUGAACAAGUCAAAAGCAUAAAAAAAGGUGUGUGUCAUAGGCAAAAUGUAAAAAAUAUGCCUAAAAAUGGUUAUUUUAACCAGUAUAUGAUAAACAAUCUUUUUAAUCAAAAUAAAUGUCGUUGAAGUCAGUUAACAUUUUCAUUAAAGGGUUUGUCACCUUAAAAGUCAUGGAUAUUCUCAUCUGUCCUGAAUUUUUGAAAGUUUCAGAGGGGUCCUGUAUUGUGUCUCAAAAAAAGUAUGUUCUUCAGCACUUGUUAGUUUUUGUUCCAUGCCAAAAAUAGAAAAUCUUCUGGGUUAUCGAGUAUGCUGAAUACGAAAAAGCACUUUUCAGCAGCUCUAAACCAACUUUACUUUUUCUGUUCCGAUGAUAUGAUCUUCCUCCGAAAUCUCAAAAAUUCGUGCAAAUUGAAAAAACGAAUGUUUGUUGUAAGAUCACUAAUUUCCGCCGGUUGAAAAAAUUAAUGAGCCGACCGGUUUUUACCGGUUUGGAAAGCAUUUAAACCGGACAGGAUUGGACCAAAAAAUUUUAAAAUUCUCAACCGUUCACAAUUCUGCUGUUACUAUACAAAAUCUUUUUCGUUUACCAUUCUUUUUGGGGUACAUUGCUUCGUUUUUGUGAUAUAAGUCUUUAUACUUUUUUGUCCGCCCCUAAUCACUUUUCAUAACUUUUAUUCUGAGAGGUGGGAGGAUGCUGUCAAAAAUGAAUGAAAUCUUUACCGAUGUUGAUUGUUUUGCAAUCGCUUUUCUUUUAUAGGGAAACUCAAAUGGUGAAACCUACGUUUUCGCAGUUACAAACUGCUGUGAAACAAAUAUAUAUGUCUCUUGUAUUAUACGAUGAAGAAAUAAAUGUUAUUACUUUAGUGAUUAUACUUUAUCGUAUUUAUCGUUGUUGUUAUCGUGUGCGUAACGGUUCAGACGAUGACGAACAACUGCUCGAUGGCUCAUCUGAAAAUGUAAUACAAGUACCGAUCAUAACAGAGGUGAAUGAACGUUUACAGCCACAAGUGGUAGAAUAUCAAACAAUUCAUAAGUAUUAUUCAGAUGGUAGUUAUGAUGCUCGAUUAAAGUUUGGUGUUGCCGGUUAUUCGUAUGAAAAUCGAAUUAAUACAAAGAAAUAUUACGAUGUACGUAAUUGUGCAGAAUGUGAAGUUCUAGCAGCUACAAUGGCACUGAAACAUGCCAAAAAUAAGAUUCAAAAUACACAAGAUAUCAUGCUUUUGUUUACAGAUAAUUCAAAAGUUGAACAGUUAUUCUCAUAUCUAAAAGAGUAUGAUCAAAAUGAUUAUCCAGAAUUUAUCAAAGCAUACAAACAAGUUAAAUGUAAAAAGAUAGCUGUACACAUCGCUGGUCAUUCUGACCCCGUUGGUCGAACAAUUGAUGAAGAACACUUUGCAAAAGUAGAUGAGCGAGUUAAUGGUGAAUUACGUUUAUAUAAAAGACGCCAUUCUCGACGAUCAUUAUCAGUUUAA